This is a messenger RNA of Corapipo altera (White-ruffed manakin), 1955 nucleotides long. RefSeq names its product kelch like family member 10 (gene KLHL10). The record is from RefSeq and is a predicted model, not a curated record. Gene Ontology annotation, molecular function: protein binding. NCBI's taxonomy places the organism in Eukaryota, Metazoa, Chordata, Aves, Passeriformes, Pipridae. Bases 115 to 1869 code for a protein of 584 amino acids. The transcript is spliced from 5 exons.
CAGGCAACACCAGAGUGCUCCACGUGCGUCAGCGAGGUCCACUCUGCCUCUGACUACAACGCGGGGGAUAGCUCAGCACCCACCAGACAGUCAUCCUCCAACAGGGAGAGGAAGAUGAGCGAAAGCAGCAUCUCCAACGAGCUCCGCCUGGAAGGGAGAUUCUGUGAUGUGAUCAUAAGCGUGGAUGGGGUGGAAUUCAAGGCUCACAAGCUCAUCCUCUCUUGUUGCAGUACCUACUUCAGGACUCUGUUUACCAACUGGGGCAGCGAAGACAAGAUGGUCUAUCGAAUCCCCGGUGUUUCAGCUGAAAUGAUGGGUCUUAUCAUCAAUUACGCCUACACUCGUACAGUACCAAUCACAGAGGACAACGUUGAGAGUUUGCUGGCUGCAGCAGACCAGUUCAAUGUCAUGGGCAUUGUCAACCUGUGCUGCGAGUUCCUCAGAUCCAGGCUGUGCUUUGAGAACUGCAUUGGCAUCUGCAGACUCACUGACUAUUACCACUGCCCCGACCUGCGCGCAGCCGCCUGCGUGUACAUCCUGCAUCACUUCGAGGAGGUGUCCCAGGUGUCCGAGGAGUUCUUAGACCUCUCUGCUGAGGAGCUGGCACACAUCAUCGAGAAGGACGAGCUCAACGUGAAGCGAGAAGAAGCCGUGUUCGAGGCUGUGCUGAGGUGGAUCGCUCACGACCCGCAGAACAGGAGGCAGUACAUCGCCUCCUUGCUGGGCAAGGUUCGACUGGCACUCCUGCAGUCAGACUACUUCAUGAACAACGUCAAGGCUCAUGAGUACGUGAAGGACAAUGCGGAGUGCAAGGAUAUCAUCAUCAGUGCCUUGUCGGAGAUCUAUGACCUGAACUCGUACGGCCAGAGCUCCUCAGCCAACGCCAACCCACUCACCCGGCCACGCCUGCCCUACGCCAUCCUUUUCGCCAUCGGGGGCUGGAGUGGGGGCGGUGCCACCAGUGCCAUUGAAACUUAUGACGGCCGCACUGACAAGUGGCUUAAUAUCCCAUGGGAGCAAGAAAGCCCCGUCGCCUACCACGGCUCAGCAUAUCUGAAAGGCUAUGUAUAUGUCAUCGGAGGAUUUGACGGCACGGAUUAUUUCAAUAUCGUGAAAAGGUUCGACCCGCUCCAGAAGACGUGGCAGCAGGUGGCACCAAUGCACUCGCGCCGCUGCUACGUCAGCGUGACCGUCGUGGACAACUUCAUCUAUGCCAUGGGAGGGUUUGAUGGCUACAUACGGCUCAACACAGCAGAGCGCUAUGACCCAGACACCAACCAGUGGACCCUGAUCACCCCCAUGCACGAGCAGAGGAGUGAUGCCAAUGCAACCACCCUGAACGGAAUGGUGUACAUCUGUGGAGGGUUUGACGGCGAUCAAUGCCUCAGCUCAGCUGAAGUAUUCGACCCUGCCACAAACCAGUGGUCCCUGAUUGCCCCAAUGAGCAGCAGGAGGAGCGGGGUUGGAGUGAUGGCAUACGGGAACCAGGUGUACGCGGUCGGAGGGUUCGAUGGAAACAGCCGGCUCCAGACCGUGGAAGCGUAUAACCCCGUCACCAACGCCUGGCACGCCGUGCCCUCCAUGCUAAACCCACGCAGCAACUUUGGCAUCGAGGUGAUGGACGGCCUGUUGUUCGUGGUCGGGGGCUUUAAUGGGUUCAGCACCACCGUGGCUGCCGAGUGCUACGAGGAGGACACCAACGAGUGGUACGACGCCCACAGCAUGGGCAUCACCCGCAGCGCCGUCAGCUGCUGCGUGGUGCCAGGGCUCUCCAACGUCAUGGAGUACAUCGCCAGGCAACACUACUACCGGCACAACACCUCCAUGGACAUCUUGUUCAGCACUUCAACUCGGAGCUCACCGUUGUAAAUAGUUCCCCCUUAGCUACGCCUUAUGAUCAGUCAUCACUGGAUGCUCCUGUAAAUAGUCCUGCUGAGCUAAUAAAAUCUUCUGAG